Messenger RNA from Castor canadensis (American beaver), 4630 nucleotides. The record is from RefSeq and is a predicted model, not a curated record. NCBI's taxonomy places the organism in Eukaryota, Metazoa, Chordata, Mammalia, Rodentia, Castoridae.
GGAAGACGGGCAGUUUCAUGUCCUCCCUGAGGAUGGAGCCACAUGGCCGUCCUGGAAAGAGCCGGAAAUCCACAAAAUUCAGGUCCAUCUCUCGCUCCCUGAUCCUCUGUAAUGCCAAGACCAGCGACGACAGCUCCAGCCUCGAUGAGAAGUUCCCAGACCCCCUGGAGAUGUCCCUGGGCCAGGCCCAGCCGGGCCCUGUGCACUCCCCUGCGCAGCUGGCGGACACCUUGGAGGCCGGGCUCAGCAGCCUUCCCGACCUCACCCUGGCCUCCGAGGCCACUCACGUCCAAGCAGCUGCAGGCGACCGUGGCAAGGGCUGCAGAAGGAUGUUCUUCAUGAAGGACUCUUCCACAACUUCCUCUAGAGAAAAGCCUGGAAAACUAGAAGCACAGAGUAGUAACUUCCUGUUUCCCAAAGCCUGCCACCAAAGGACACGCAGCAACUCCACCAGUGUUAAUCCCUAUUGCAUGGAAGACAUGGACUUUCCAGUGACAAAGAAAUCUGCAGACCCCACAGACAGGCAGCCUUACUCUCUCUGCAGUAACAGGAAGUCCCUCUCUCAACAACUGGACUGUCCAGAAGGAAAGGCUACGGGCACUUCCAGACCGACCCGGUCCCUGAGCACAGCCCAGCUCGGGCAGCCCUCUGGGGGUCUCCAGGCUUCAGUCAUCUCCAGUAUUGUGCUGAUGAAGGGCCAGGCCAAGGGCCUGGGCUUCAGCAUUGUUGGGGGAAAGGACAGCAUUUAUGGCCCCAUUGGAAUUUACGUGAAAACCAUCUUUGCAGGGGGAGCAGCAGCAGCUGAUGGAAGGCUCCAAGAAGGUGAUGAAAUUCUGGAGCUCAAUGGUGAAUCGAUGGCUGGAUUAACGCACCAGGACGCCCUGCAGAAAUUCAAGCAAGCCAAGAAGGGGCUGCUCACCCUCACAGUGAGGACCCGCCUGACGGCGCCCCCGCCCCUGGGCAGCCACCUGUCACCCCCACUGUGCCGCUCCCUCAGCUCCAGCACCUGCAUGAUCAAGGACAGCAGCCCCUUCACCCUGGAAAGUCCCACGUCCCUCGCCAGCACCGCCAAGCCUAACUACAGAAUCAUGGUGGAGGUUUCCCUGAAGAAAGAGGCUGGCGUAGGCCUGGGCAUCGGCCUGUGCAGCGUCCCCUACUUCCAGUGCAUCUCGGGCAUCUUCAUUCACACACUGUCCCCGGGGUCCGUGGCGCAUCUGGAUGGACGUCUGCGAUGUGGUGAUGAGGUCCUGGAGAUCAAUGGCUCCCCCGUGCACUGCCUGACGCUCAAUGAGGUCUACGCCAUUCUGAGUCACUGCAGUCCCGGUCCUGUCCCCAUCAUCGUCAGCCGACAUCCGGACGCACAGGUUUCCGAGCAGCAACUCAAGGAAGCUGUGACUCAGGCCGUGGAGAACAGCAGGUUUGGGAAGGAGCGGCACCAGUGGAGUUUGGAAGGUGUCAAAAGGCUGGAGAGCAGCUGGCAUGGACGGCCCACUGUGGAGAAGGAGCGCGAAAAGAACUCAGCACCCCCUCAUCGCAGGGCUCAGAAGGUCAUGGUCCGCUCCAGCAGUGACAGCAGCUACAUGUCCGGGUCCCCAGGCGGGAGUCCCUGCAGUGGCGGUGCAGAGUGCCAGUCCUCUGAACUGGAGGGCAGCAGGCACAGCCCCAGCCUGACCCUGGGGCAGGAGCCAGGGCUGCCUCUCCUGGCACCAGCCAGGCCACCCGAGGAGAGCCCGCCUCUCCCCGAAAGCCUGGACGGCCACCCACCACUGAGACUGAGGAAAUCCUUUGAGAUUUUGGUGAGAAAGUCAAGGUCCUCCAAGCCCAAGCCGCCACCCAGAAAAUACUUCAAAAGUGACAGUGAGCCUCAGAAGAGUCUAGAAGAGACAGAGAACUCCUCGGGCUCUUCUGGCCACACCCUGCACACCUGCACCCAGGAAGCCAGAGAGCUGCUGCCACCACUGCCUCCACAGGAAGACACAGCAGGGAGAAGCCCCGGGGCUGUUGCCUGCUGCCCAGGCCCUGGAGUUGGCCCUCAGACUACAUCGUCCUCUGCAGAGGGCGAGUCAGAGAGGAGAAGAGCCAGCCCAGCUCCCCAAGCGUCCCCCCUAAAACACCCGGUGCUGAAGAGGCAGGCUCGGAUGGACUAUAGUUUUGAAUCCACUGCCGAAGACCCUUGGGUUAGAAUUUCUGACUGCAUCAAAAACCUAUUCAGUCCCAUCAUGAGUGAGAACCAUAGCCACACGCCUCUAAGACAGUCCAGUGUCAGCCUGGGUGAAGAAGGUGAGACACACGGCCACCCAGAUGAGACCUCGCCGAAGCUGGACACAGCCAACGGUGCUCUGAAAGCUCACAAGUCAGCAGACGGCAGCACUGUGAAGAAGGGCCCCCCUGUGGCCCCCAAGCCUGCCUGGUUUCGUCAAAGCCUCAAAGGUCUGCGGACUCGCGUUCCAGACCCCAAAAGGCAGCUGGAUGCAGCCUCAUCUUCCCAGCCAACGCCUGCUUGCAGGGAGUCCCCUGGGCUGCACCCCCGGGCCUCCUCCUCUUCCAUUAAGCAAAGAAUCAGCUCCUUUGAAAACUUUGGCUCCUCUCAACUGCCUGACAGAGGAGCACAGAGACUGACCCUUCAGUCCUCCUCCGGGGAGUCCCUCAAACCCUCUGGGAAGCAAGAGGGAGGACGGUUUUCUGGCCUCUUGGGGCGAGGGGCUCCAUUUUCUGCUAAGCACAGGCAGCCAGAACAAGAGCAACUGACCCCAGGCUGCACUGCAGCCUCAGGGGCCAGUGACCCAGGUGUGUCUGAGUCCCCUUCCCCAGAGCAGAGGCCCAGCCAGAAAACCCUCUCCGCUGACCCUGACCCCCUCGUGAGGUUGCUGGUCUCACAGACUGAGGACAUGCAAGGGCCAGUCCUCAAGAUGCCAAGCCAGCGGGCACGGAGCUUCCCCCUGACCAGAACCCAGUCUUGUGAGGCCAAGCUGCUCGAUGAAAAGACCAGUAAACUCUACUCCAUCAGCAGCCAAGUGUCCUCGGCUGUCAUGAAAUCCCUGCUGUGCCUCCCAUCCUCAGUCAGCCAGGCAACCUGCCUCCUGGAGGAAGGCACAGCAACAAAGCCAUCUUCCAACCAAGACUCAGUUGCAAAUGGCACGGCCGAGGCUGGGGCCCUGGACACCGGCUUCUCCCUCAACCUUUCAGAACUCAGAGAAUACACAGAAGGUCUCACUGAGCCCAAGGAGGCCGAGGACGGGGACCACUGCUCCUGUCAGUCUGGCCAGUCAGUUAUCUCGCUGCUGAGCUCGGAAGAACUGAAAAAACUCAUUGAGGAAGUGAGAGUUCUGGACGAAGCGACAUUAAAGCAAUUGGACAGCAUCCAUGUCACCGUCCUACACAAGGAGGAAGGAGUGGGCCUGGGGUUCAGCUUGGCAGGAGGAGCAGAUCUGGAGAACAAGGUGAUUACGGUUCACAGAGUGUUUCCAAAUGGGCUGGCCUCCCAGGAAGGGACAAUCCAGAAGGGCAAUGAGGUCCUUUCUAUCAAUGGCAAGUCCCUCAAAGGUGUCACCCACAACGAUGCCCUGGCCAUCCUCCGCCACGCUCGGGACCCAAGGCAGGCUGUGAUUGUCACCAGGAGGCCGACUGUGGAGGCCACAUCCGACCUGAACUCCUCCACUGACUCCGCAGUGUCAGCUUCUGCAGCCAGCGACAUUUCUGCAGAAUCUACAGAGGCCACCGUCUGCACAGUGACCCUGGAGAAGACCUCAGCAGGGCUGGGCUUCAGCCUGGAAGGAGGGAAGGGAUCCCUGCAUGGUGACAAGCCUCUCACCAUUAACAGGAUUUUCAAAGGGGCCACCUCAGAACAGAGUGACACAGUCCAGCCAGGAGACGAAAUCUUGCAGCUGGCUGGCAAUACCGUGCAGGGCCUUACCCGGUUCGAAGCCUGGAAUGUCAUCAAAGCAUUGCCUGAUGGACCUGUCAUUGUGGUUAUCAAAAGGAAAAGCCUGCAGUCCAAGGGUACCACAGCUGCUGGAGACUCCUAAGCAGAGCAACUCCAAAACCGAAGCCAAGAGCACGUAGCUCCCGUAACUGCUGAUUCUGUGUCCCUGCUGCCCACCCCACCAAGACUGGGGGAAGCACAGGUGUGCUGCUCAGGUCCAGCCCUUCUGGAACAACACUCAGCAAGAGGGUGGUCCUAAAAGUAGCGGCAGAGUCACACUGGGGUGGUACAAACUAUAGACUGUGUAUAGAGAGCUGAAUGAUAAAGCUUGGUGUCAUAAUAAAAUGGAUAUAUUACAAUUUGGUAUGAAAUAGAUGUCUUGAUUUGCAAAAUCUUACAAGUGCUCUAACUGUAACAGUCCAUCCAAAACAGAACUUUGUUCUUCUCCUGACUCUGCCCUGUGGGUGGGGCUUGGCUCCAUUUAGCCUUAGCUACAGCAUCUCCAGGCUGGGGGCUGGGACCUUGUAAGGGUGCUCCCUCACACACCUGGAGUCAUGUUGGUGGAUGGCUUGGAGCUUUGCGAAGUUUUGGUCCUGAACACUCGAAGGUGGCCUCCCAGGUGCUGGGCUUGCUCACAGAAUGUGUUUAGUGUCCCUGGUGAACACUCCAGGAAGGCAAGAGCCAGGUAGAAGCUGCAUCUUUUUUAUG